AUGGUCGUCCGGUCCCUCGAAGUGGAUAAAGACCCAUUUAGACCCAAAGAAGAUAAUGAAGAAAUGUUAGGGCCAGAAGUUCCCUAUCUGAGCACCAUUGGAGUACUUCUUUAUCUCGCAAAUUGUACCAGGCCUGAUAUUGCAUUUGCGGUGAACUUGCUAGCAAGGUACAGUGCUUAUCCUACAAGGAGGCAAUGGAAUGGCGUUAAACAUAUCCUUCGCUAUCUUCAAGUAUCGGGUCUGCAACCUCUCCAUCCAAACCCUGAGAAGGAGAGGUUGCCUCAAUGGAGCCAGCAAGAGACAAAAGAUCUGAUAGCGAUUAGGGCUGAUUUAGAGAGGGAUUUCAAUGUGUCGAGGAGGAACAAGACGCUGUGGGAGGCGGUGGCGACGAGGAUGAGGGAGAGAGGGUAUCGGAGGAGCCCUGAGCAGUGUAAAUGCAAGUGGAAGAAUCUCGUCAAUCGGUACAAGGGAAAAGAAACAGCAGAUCCCGACACUGGCAGGCAGUGUCCAUUCUUCGAUGAGCUUCACGCAGUAUUCACAGAGAGGGCAAGAAACAUGCAGCGUCUCCUCGAGAUGGAGUCUGGUGGUGCCUCCCAAUCCAAGAAGAAACUCAAGAGACUCGCUGGAGAUAGAUCUUCAGAAGAAUUACUAUCCGACGAUGAAGAUGACGACGAUGAAGAAAGUGAUGUAGAGCGCCCAACAAAAGGCAAGAAGAAGAAAACCGAAAAAGUAGCACACCAACAAAAAGCAACAGAGAAAUCAAGAACAGGAAAUAACAGUAACAUUCACGAGGUGCUGCAGGAGUUUUUUCAGCAGCAACAGAGAAUGGAGUUACAGUGGCAGGAGAUGAUGGAGAGGAGAGCUCAAGAGAGAGCGAGGUUUGAGCAGGAGUGGAGGCAGUCGAUGGAGAAGCUGGAGAGGGAGAGGAUUAUGUUGGAGCAAGCUUGGAGAGAGAGGGAGGAGCAGAGGAGGAUGAGGGAAGAGAGCCGCGCAGAGAAAAGAGAUCAGCUGCUUACGACGCUGUUGAAUAAGCUUAUUCAGGAUGAGCUUUGAUUGCUUGUUUAGUUUCUGGUUUCUGCUGGAUCUGCACAGAACAAUAGUACAGUUAUAAACUGACAUAAACAGGAAACGUUCUCUAUAGGUUGUUUGUUACUGAAAAGAAAAGAGAUAGAUGUUGUUUGUUGUUUUAUGGACUAUGGAUGUAUUUGAUGUUUGAGCUCUGUGCAUGUAGAUUGUAUGAAUUCUUUACUCUAUGAGAAGUUAAAAUUUAUUUGAAUGUUAAUGUUUGUUCUUCUUCAAA
This is a messenger RNA of Asparagus officinalis (garden asparagus), 1300 nucleotides long. RefSeq names its product trihelix transcription factor GT-3b-like. The record is from RefSeq and is a predicted model, not a curated record. Lineage: Eukaryota; Viridiplantae; Streptophyta; Magnoliopsida; Asparagales; Asparagaceae. The transcript has 3 exons. The coding region runs from base 1 to 1053 and encodes 350 amino acids.